AAUUCCAUGCUUGAGAACCUCAUACAAGAGGAAUCCACCAAUCCAAUAAAUGCCGAAAGGUUGAGACUUUCAGAUAGAUUCCUGCAACCACUUUCCAUAUUAUUAUCAUUCAUCCACUUUAUUCUCUUCUUCUAGGCUUUUAUAUACCCCAGCUACAUUCCUCUCCGCGCCACUACUCUCCACUGAUCUUCCUCUUGCGCAAGCAAGAUGAUCACAACUAAACCUACUCCAAAAAUGUAUUCCCUUCAUUGCCAUAUUUGUUUUAUACUUCUUUUUAGCCGCUAUUGUUUUCCCCAGAAGACCUGCCCAAACUGUGGCGCUUUUGAAGUUCCAUAUCCUCUAAGCACAAGUCCCAAUUGUGGUGACCCAAACUAUCAUCUCCGUUGUGAUCCCCAAUCUCAUAAACUUUAUUUUGAUACUGUGAAUGGAAGUUCUUACCUUGUACUUAAAAUUAUGGCCUCAUUUCAACGCAUGGUUGUGCAACCAUCACCAUGGGUGUUUGGCACAUGUGUUACUCAAGACAUGCAGGUGAGUGAGGGCCUUUGGUUAAACGCGACACUCCCUUUUAAUGUCACUUCAUCAAACACAAUCUUCCUCUUCAACUGUUCACCCCGGCUUUUUGUCUCUCCUCUCAAUUGCACUCCUUCUAGUCUUUGUCACAGUUACUUGGAUAGCUCCGGACAUGUUGACAAAAAUCGAUCACUCCAGUGUGCCAGCAGUCUUGACCCCUGCUGCACCUUCAUUGCAGGUGGAAUGCCUUCUGCAUAUAAGAUAAGACUUCAUAAUUCAGGUUGUAAAGCAUUUAGAAGCAUCAUUAAUUUGGAUCCAGAAAAGCCUGCAAGUCAAUGGGAAGAGGGGCUGGAAAUUCAAUGGGCUUCUCCAUUUGAACCAAUUUGUAGGACACAGCUUGAUUGCUCUGGAGCUUCAAAAUGUUUACCUGCUGAUACAAAAGGCCUAUUUCGUUGCCUUUGCAAUAGGGGCUACCAAUGGAACCAUAUUCGGGGAAGUUGCCAGAAAAAGAAGUAUAAAAGGAAGGCUAUCCUCGGUUUAAAGGUCUCGAUAGGGGUAGUCUUCUUUGUCUCUGUAGCUGCAUUAAUUGUUGUACUUAUUUUACACAAGUUCUCGACAAGUGCUAAACAAGCGAAGCUUGCCAAAGCAAGAGAAGACAUGUUAAGAUCAAGCAAUGGUGGGAAAACAGCAAGGAUGUUCCAGUUGAAAGAAGUAAAGAAAGCUACAAAUAAUUUCUCCAAAGACAGGGUUUUGGGGAGUGGUGGUUUUGGAGAAGUCUAUAAAGGUGAGCUUCAAGAUGGAACUGUGGUGGCUAUUAAGUCUGCAAAAGUAGGAGAUGUCAAAAGCACCCAACAAAUACUCAAUGAAGUUGGAAUACUUACUCAAGUCAAUCACAAGAACUUGGUUAGAAUCUUGGGUUGUUGUGUUGAAGGCGAGCAGCCUUUGAUGAUCUAUGAGUACAUUUCUAAUGGAACACUCUAUGACCAUUUACACGGCAAGUCUUCUACCUUUCUGGAUUGGAGGACACGGCUUAGAAUAGCUCUGCAAACUGCUGAAGCAUUGGCUUAUUUGCAUUCUGGAGCAUACAGUCCCAUUUACCACAGAGAUGUAAAGUCAACAAAUAUACUGCUGGACGAUGACAACAAUGCCAAAGUUGCAGAUUUUGGUCUCUCCAGACUGGCACAGCCAGGGCUGAGCCAUGCCUCAGCUUGUGCUCAAGGUACGUUAGGGUACUUGGAUCCCGAAUAUUACUGCAACUACCAGUUAACUGAUAAAAGUGAUGUGUAUAGUUAUGGAGUUGUGUUGCUUGAGCUUUUAACUUCCCAGAAAGCCAUCGACUUCUUACGAGAUGAAGACCAUGUCAACCUAGCUAUUUAUGUGAGCCAACAAGCAAAAAAUGGUGCUAUCAUGGAAGUCACAGAUCAGCAGCUACUCAGUAAGAAUCCCUCAGAUAAUAUACUAACAAGCAUAAAGCUCUUCUCGGAGCUUGCCUUAGCUUGUCUGCGGGAGAGGAAAGUAGAUAGACCUACCAUGAAAGAUGUAGUUCAACGACUUGAAUGCAUAAUUCAGAUGGUAGAUCAAGAAAAUUAAGGUCUCAAAUGAGGUUAGCAGUGAUAGUAUAUGAAUAACCUAUGAUGUUUUCCAGAGUAAUUAACAGUUAAAAUAUUAUGUCAUGGAUGAUUAUGGUCUUUGAAUAUUCAAGUAGCAAAGUAGGAGUUGCGAAUAUGGAAAAGCUGUUGAAAUGAUGGGACCAAGGACUCUAAUCUUGUGUAGCCAAUAGAAGCUAAGGAGAUUCCGAAUGGAUGUGAGUGGAUGGAAAACGAGCAAGAAAGGUUGGAAUGAGAUUCUUUACUUUGUGCAGAAAGUAUGAACUGAUCCAAAAGAUUAGGAAUUUCUGGAAUGUGGUAAUUGGAAUCUGUUGGAAUUUAGUAAGAAUUGCUAGCCGUGUAGAAAAAGCAAGUCAUCUUUUUUGAAAUGGGAAAAGCAUUACUGGAUUUUCUUUUUCUCCCUUUCUUUUGGUUUUCUUUCCUUCCAUAUUCUGUAAUAAUAUGUGAUCUAUGAUCUAUGUAUGUGGGUGUUACUCAAAUGAUGCAGAUCAACAUCAAAGUGCACUUAUUGUGAUUUUUACGGCAUAUUCUUCCACCACAAAUCUAAGUGGGGAGCCUUCCUUUCUUUAUUUUACGUUUCCUGUUUUCUUCUCUAGUUUAUUAGCCAAUUUGGCAAUGACAAAUUAAUUUUAAUGGUAGAAAGCUUUUAUGUUUAA
Messenger RNA from Jatropha curcas, 2773 nucleotides. Its product is annotated as wall-associated receptor kinase-like 20. The record is from RefSeq and is a predicted model, not a curated record. Gene Ontology annotation, molecular function: polysaccharide binding; protein kinase activity; ATP binding. Gene Ontology annotation, biological process: protein phosphorylation. Lineage: Eukaryota; Viridiplantae; Streptophyta; Magnoliopsida; Malpighiales; Euphorbiaceae.